AUGUUGCGCGAAAGGAGUUGCUCAUGCAGCUGCACUUCAGAGGCAUGCGGGCGCCUGCAUUCGUGUUCCUGCACAUUCAGCAGUGACAGCUGUGGUGAGAGGAGGCCAAAUAGAAUCCGACAGAGAGCUUUGGAUGUAUCUGCUUAUAUGUCCUCGCAACCUUUGUCAAUGUCUUCACGGCAUAAUACAGAUUGUAGUUGCUCAUGUUCCUGCGAUUGCAGCUGUAGCUCCUCUUGCAGCUGUAGUACUGGUUGUGACUCUUCUCGCAGUUGCAGUUGCAGUUGCAGUUGCAGUUGUUGUCGUUCUGCAUACUCCUCUGCAUGCCGUACGUGCGGAAGGGGGAAUGAUGACCAAUCCGAUGCGGAACGUGCACCGCAUUAUCCCAGCUGCCAGUACAGUGAAGAUUUUUUGUCUGUUGCCCCACUUCUAAUUCGGUUUGGUGCCUUCCCACCGCCCCGACCCCCGGAGGCUCCGCCUGUGCGUAUGUUUCCAACGCCAUCAGGUCUCCUCCCACCACCAGAGCCGCUGAGAGCGUCAACAACUACUACAGAAACAACUCAGUCACUGGUGUCCACUCGUAGCGCAGAGGGGUCUGACAUCAUCACCACCGUUUCAUCGGGCGAACUGCGGGCGGCAGCGGAGGUGACUUCGAUGCACCGGUCAAUUGGGAUGCAAACAGAAAUUGAGAGUCGCGAACGAGGAGCGUCACCGAUACGAAAAGCAAAAACUGAUGUGGGCACAAAUACGGAAAUGACGUUGGAGUUACUGGACCAGCAGCAGGCCACGCUUCAGCAACAAACGAUGAUACUGCACCAGCACAUGGAGCGGUGUGUCAUUCUUGAAAGGCAGCGAUAUGAGGUGGAUUGUGAACAUGCGGCGUUCUGCGAGGAUGUGAGACGUUGGCAAGAGUUGCAAAGGGAGACUGCGGUCGCGCAGUUUAUUGUGGCGGUGGAAAAGAGCUACAGCGAUGUGAAAGUGCAAGAGGAAGAGGGACGCGCGCUCCUCAAAACUUUCAUGGACUUUUCAAGCCAGUCAGUGAUUUCACUCCAGCAGAAUUGCAUUGAUCAAGUGCAACAUCAGAUGACAUUUGCUCAUCAACAGCGAACGAUUCUUGAAGGAAAACAUUACGACGUUAUUGUUGAUGAAUUGUGGCAUCGACUUGCUGUGGUGGAAAUGGAGGAGGAAUCACGUCGGAAUCUCCAUGUCCUAUAUGAUACCAUUUCUGACAUGCGGCGCGCGCGGGAGCGAAUGACAGCCGCUGAGGCAGAGGUUGAACAUGAGAAGGAAAUUACGGCGUCGGUGCGGAGGGAUUUGCAAGACGUGCUGCAGCGUGAGAAGGAAUUGCAGCUGAAAUAUUUGUAUAUCCUACGGGUGCCCACAACAACCAUUAUUUCCCGUGAUUACAAAAACAACGAUGGCCCUGUGGGAGGUCAUGAUGAGUGGGACGAUGACAUGCCAGUGCAUGUGCGGUUUUCCCGUGCGCACCGAGCGGCAGUAGAAGCUGUUAGCGCAAAGCGUCGUUGCUCCCUUGAACUUAAAUGCUUUCUGUAA
Messenger RNA from Trypanosoma brucei brucei TREU927, 1551 nucleotides. RefSeq lists its product as hypothetical. Bases 1 to 1551 code for a protein of 516 amino acids. The record is from RefSeq and is a predicted model, not a curated record. The transcript has a single exon. Lineage: Eukaryota; Euglenozoa; Kinetoplastea; Trypanosomatida; Trypanosomatidae.